GCAGCUCCCCGGCUUGGGCUGGAGCAAGAGCCGGGGUUGCUUUAUUAUCAGCUGGAGGGAGGAGGAGACGGUGCGUAAAGCGGCGAGCACGGCUCCUCGAGCCCUGCCGCCGUGGGCUGCGCCUCUCUCGCCGGCCGCACUCCCUCCCUUUGGCGGGCAGCGGCCGUCCGAGCCCCCGCAGGUAGCAGCGCCAGCUCCGCCACCUGCCCCCGCUCCGCGCGUUUUGCAGCAUCAUCGGGAGCCGCCGCAGGGGCAGGCGGCGCCGCUGUCCGCCCGCCCGCGGGGCCGGAGGCAGGUGCCGCGCCGCGCGGGCGGUCCCGCUCACCCUCCUUCGCCUCAGCGUUCCAGUGCUGUUCCUGCCGGGCCACUGGGGCGAGCACCGCCCGGGGGCGGCUGCGGCGCGCCCAUGUGAGCCCCGGCAGCGGGUUGACCGCCUGUGUCGCGGAAGUCUGCACACCCUCGGGGCUUGAGCCCCGGCAGCCGCGGCAGCGGGAGCAGAAGGAGGCCGUCGGGGCAGCUCUGGAGUGAACGGGGGCAGCAUGAUGUCCUGGCGGCGGAGGCCGGGGCCCGGCCUGGCAAGGCUGUGGGGCUUGUGCUGCCUAGUGCUAGGCUGCUGGCGGGGUGGGCUGGGCUGCCCCGCGUCCUGCAACUGCAGCUCCUGGCGGAUCUGGUGCGUGGAGCGGGUGCCGGGCAUCGCCUCCUUCCCCGUGCCGCAGCGGAGCGCCGAGGGCGACAAUGUCACCGAGAUUUACAUCGCAAAUCAGCUAAAAUUAGAAAGUAUCAAUGACAAUGAAGUUGGAUUUUAUGUUGGACUUAAAAAUCUGACUGUGGUGGAUUCAGGCUUGAGGUUUGUGUCCCGCCAUGCAUUUGUGAAAAAUGUCAAUCUACAAUACAUCAAUUUAUCCAGAAACAAACUCUCAAGUUUGUCCAAGAAGCCUUUUCACCAUCUGGGUUUGUCUGAUCUGAUAUUGGUGGACAAUCCGUUCAAGUGUUCCUGUGAAAUCAUGUGGAUCAAGAAAUAUCAAGAGACCAAGUCUUACACAGAAACUCAGGAUUUAUAUUGCACAGAUGACAACAACAAGCAGACAGCAUUGCUGGACAUGAAGGUCCCAGACUGCGACAUGCCCUCAGCAAACUUAAGCAAUUACAACAUCACCGUGGUGGAAGGAAAGAGCAUCACGUUGUACUGUGAUACUACUGGUGGGCCACCCCCUAAUGUGUCCUGGGUGCUUACCAAUCUUGUUUCAAACCACGAGAGUGACACGAGUAAGAACCCUGCCUCGCUAACCAUAAAGAAUGUUUCGUCCAUGGACAGCGGACUGUCAAUUUCCUGUGUAGCAGAGAACAUUGUGGGAGAGGACCAAGUCUCUGCUGAGCUCACAGUAUUCUUUGCACCAAAUAUCACAUUUAUUGAAUCUCCAACCCCGGACCACCACUGGUGUAUUCCAUUCACUGUGAAAGGGAACCCUAAGCCCACACUACAGUGGUUCUAUGAGGGGGCUAUACUGAAUGAAUCUGAAUACAUCUGUACUAAAAUACACGUUAUCAAUCAAAGUGAAUACCACGGCUGCCUUCAGCUGGACAAUCCUACCCACCUGAACAAUGGUGCUUAUACCUUACUGGCAAAGAAUGAGUAUGGAGAGGAUGAAAAACGAGUUGAUGCACAUUUCAUGUCAGUGCCUGGAGAUGGUAGUGGCCCAAUUGUGGAUCCAGACGUUUAUGAGUAUGAAACCACGCCUAAUGAUCUUGGAGACACCACAAAUAACAGUAAUCAAAUAACCUCUACAGAUGUUUCCAACAAAGAGAAUGAAGAUAGCAUCACUGUGUAUGUUGUGGUGGGAAUUGCAGCACUGGUGUGUACUGGUUUAGUAAUAAUGCUCAUUAUUCUGAAGUUCGGAAGACACUCUAAGUUUGGGAUGAAAGUUCAUGGUGAAGUAAAAGGAGUUGGUCUGGUAGAUCAAAUAUGGCUUUCACUGCAAGACUGCGACAGUGAAGAACAAGUAAUGGUGACUGUCAACAGUGAUGUACAUAAUAACUCAACUGCAUCAGAUAACAGGAGACUAGGUUUUGUUUUAUUUCAUAAGAUCCCACUGGAUGGGUAAAUGAAAUAAGGAAAGAAUGAGAGAGGGGCUGUUGAGCUUGUGGAAGCUGUAUGCUGCACACUAGGGAGUGGACAGUUGUCUUGCCCACUGAAGUGCCAUCUCCCUUGGAAUUCUCAUUUAGACAUUGUUUGUGUUUGGAGAACUGUAGAAAAAUCUUCAAAUCCGUAGCUGUUUUGCAAGAGCAGGGCUAAGCCAAGCCUUGAGGCAGCUAUAACAUUCAAGAAAGUCCGGAAAUAAGCUAUGACACUUUUCCUAUUGUGUUGUCCUCACUGUGUCUUCCAAAAUGACAUUGAGAUGAAAUUGCAUUACAUUGGUUUGUCUGUCAUUUUUUUUCUGUUUGAACUUAACUGGAAAAAAAAAUGUUUUUAUAAGUAGUAUUUAUCAAAGGUGAACUGCAAAGUUGCUUUUAUUUUAUUGCAUUAAUAGCUCUGCAAAACUUUGACGUGUGCUUCAUUUGAGUGUUUGUACACGUCAUUGAUUUUAGUGGAAAUGCUCACAUCUUUAGAGUUUUUGUGUAGUUUCAAUGUAUGACCUUAAAUCCUAAAGCAGUAAAUUGCAGAGCUGGCCCUGCAAGUUUAAGUAUGUGGUUCCACUGACUUUACCAGGAGGAUGGAAAGUAUGAGCUGUGUGGAGAAAGGUGGCAAGUGUUUAUUAGUACGUUUAAGUAUUGAACCAACGUCGACACACGCACAUUGAGUUCAAUGCAUGCCAUUCUUGUUCAGGGUAGUCCUUAGAUAUCAGUAAGUGUACAAAUCUUUCCUAAGCUGGAAUGCCAAGAACAAGAAUAACAGCACUAUGUGGUUGAUCCUUCAGACUGUAUACUUAUAGGCCUGUUUAACUGUUGGUGUUUAACUGUGAAGUAUACUUCAUAGUAUGCUUCAGUGUACUUCAGUGAAGAGCCUACUCUUUUCUGAGAAGAGUAUACUGUAACAAGCGAAGCUAAGCAAAGGCACAAGCAUUUUGUAAGAGUAGUGACUGCAUUUAGAUACAGUGCUAGGCAUUCGUUUUCAUGCUAUUUACCUAUCUUGAGUUUAUAUCUUGAUAUUUUCAGUUUAGGGAAUAAUAAAAGACAGACUUAUUAGGUUUUUAUUUAAACAAGUUAGCUACAAAGACUGGCAACAAAGGACUGGCAUAGAUGCUUGCAUUUCUAUGUGCUUUGAUUACAUUUAUGAGCUAUGGUUUGAUUUUAAUUCUUGGCAAUUAUAUUUAGUUAAAAAGAAGAUAUUAUGUUGUUUUGUCUGACCUGCUUUGCUCUUACUAAUUUUUUGCUUCUAAAUUUCAGCUAUUUUCACUCUUUCACUGAAACACUGUUGUCUUUUCUAUUGUGAUGAUCAUUUACAACAUACAUCAUCCCUCUCUACAAUACUGUCUUGACUCUGUGACUCUUUAUCCCCGCAUUGCUUGCCCUUUGGCUUUUAAAAGUCUUACUCUGAUUUUUUUUCCUUGCGUUCUCCUCAAUCUCUCACACCCAAGUUCCUUAUUCCUGCUAUGCUGAAGUUUUCAACAUAUCCUUGUUAGUCAAGAAAUAGGCCCGAAUUUGCAUUCCUCUAGGCUUGUGUAGUGAGAAAUUUAUUUUCUCUUGACACUGACUAUGGAAGGGGAAUUGCAGUUGCUGAAGUUCUUGCUUUCAUUUUCCAAAAUCUGUCCCAAAGAUGUGUUCUUCUCCCCACAUUAAAGAAGAGGACAGAGCUGGAAGUCUACUGAUGACCUAGGAAUUAUGGUGUAUUUGUUGCCCUGCACAUACUGUGGUAAUCUGGGGAGGGAUGGCUGUAAUUAAGGAUAUCCAUCACAGUUCCUCUUUGAAGUUAGAUGUCAACAAGUGUUCUGCUAUUCCGUAGAAACAAUAUUUAGAAUAUUUGCUUCUUUCCUCUGUAAGUCUAUGUGGACAUAUCUCUCUCUUUUAUUUUAGAGAGAUACUAACUUUCUCUUCUGCUUCCUAAUUAUCUUUUAAUUAUUCUUCUCAGAAUUCUUGCUUACCUAUAAUCUCUUGUCUUGAAAUAAUACCUGAUGCCACUGAGCUGGUUCUAAAUCAGUGGAGAAUUCUUUAGAUCAGCAAUAUUUUAACUAAAGUCAGUGGAAUUACAUAAAUUGUAAGCUGGAUCAAGAGCAGAGCUUGACCCAGUAGCCCAGAUUGGAGUCUGAAGUUUUGCUGGAACAAAGUCAACAUAUUUCAGUCAUAUAUAUCCACAGUUUAUUGCCAAAUAAAUGAGUUGAGAAUCUGAAUGCUUUCCUUUAGGCUGGGAAUAAGCAAACUUGUGAAGCUGGAAUUUGGCAGUUGAUUUUUGAAAUAUUUAAUUUUAAAAGGUAGUUCUUUCUGAUUCAUAGUAUUUAUAUGCAUAAACUUGCACAGUAAUUGAUUGGGGAUUUUACAUAAUUUUGUAAUUUAUUUUGUAGCACUUUGCAGUUCAUCUUUAUGGUGUAGGAGCAGGUUUGACCUUCAGAUAUUUCACCAUGUACUGACGUAGUAAUUUGGAUUUCAUGUAACCGUGGAGGUAAUUUUAAUAAACUGCAACUGAUUUAUGCACCAGUGAAAUACAUAUAUAUAUAUAGAAUAGAAUAGUAUUCUUACAUAUUUUGUACUGUAUCUUUUUAUAUUAGCCACUCAGUGCGCUAUUACUUGGUGCAGAUAUUCACAGAGCCUUAUGGAUUACAGCACAUGGUUUGUUACUACUAAUGUAUUUUUGCAGAUGUGUAAUGCUUGAUGGAAAAAAGACUAUGUGUUCCUAAAAAGAUUUCUUUUCAGUAUGUGGACAAAGCCUCUUAAAUGUAAGGAAGAUAAACUUCUAAUGUGGAAAUUGUAAUACCUGUAAUCUCCUAUCUUUCAGCUUGAUUGUAAGUGAUGUUGGUUGUAGAUUGGUGAUUCUGAUCUGCCCAAAUGGUGUUGUUUUACAAAAGGGCUUAACUAAUUCCCAGUUCCUGACCUCCUUGAAAUAAAUUGAGAUUCAAACUAAGAAUCAUGUAGGCACCAUUAAUGUGGUAAAAGUUGAUGAACAUCCAGGAUUUGAUAUUAAAAAGCUUCUGUAUUGUUUCACUGAGCAAUAAAAAAAGGCUAUAAAAUGUCUAAA
Molecule: messenger RNA, 5167 nt
Organism: Pogoniulus pusillus (Red-fronted tinkerbird)
Lineage: Eukaryota; Metazoa; Chordata; Aves; Piciformes; Lybiidae
Gene: NTRK2
Product: neurotrophic receptor tyrosine kinase 2
Exons: 14
Coding region: 540-2102 (520 amino acids)
Biological process (GO): cell surface receptor protein tyrosine kinase signaling pathway; positive regulation of phosphatidylinositol 3-kinase/protein kinase B signal transduction; positive regulation of kinase activity
Cellular component (GO): axon; plasma membrane; postsynaptic density
Molecular function (GO): ATP binding; brain-derived neurotrophic factor binding; brain-derived neurotrophic factor receptor activity
Source: RefSeq, a predicted model, not a curated record